CAGGAGGACUGGGUGCAGAGGCAGUGGGUGAGCCUGGCCCAUACCCCACCCCGGCUGUGGCAGGACAGGAGGAACUCUGCCUGUCCCCCCCUGGCUGAGACGCCAUGGCUAGACUCUGCCCGAGCCUGCUGCUCCUGGUGGCCGCCAUGGCCCUCGUGUCCAGAGGCGUCCACGCCUGGGGCUCGCCGAAAGUGGUGAGGGAAUUCCAAGACAUCCCGGAAACCUACGUGUACGUGCAGCAGGCGCUGUGGUUCGCCAUGAAGGAGUACAACAAGGCCAGCAGAGACAAGUACGCCUUCAAGGUGGUGAAGGUCCUGAAAUCCCAGGAGCAGAUCACAGAGAGUUUGGACUACUUUCUUGAAGUCAAAAUUGCCCGAACAAUGUGCAAAAAAAUUGCAGGACAAAAUGAAAACUGCUUAUUACAACAGGAUCCCCAAAUGCAAAAGAUGUUUCUUUGUACCUUUAUUGUUGCAUCGAAACCCUGGAAAUUUGAACUCACUAUGCUGAAGAAACAAUGCAAAGAUGUCUAAUUAUCUUCUAGCACAUUCUGCCACUCACACUUCAAUUUUAAAGAAGCAAAGACACUUGCAAAACAUUUAAAUGACACAGCUGAUCCAUUGACCUCAUUUUUGUGGCCUUUUUGCUUUUUUGUGUGUCCU
Molecule: messenger RNA, 659 nt
Organism: Diceros bicornis minor
Lineage: Eukaryota; Metazoa; Chordata; Mammalia; Perissodactyla; Rhinocerotidae
Product: cystatin-13-like
Exons: 3
Coding region: 105-530 (141 amino acids)
Molecular function (GO): cysteine-type endopeptidase inhibitor activity
Source: RefSeq, a predicted model, not a curated record